UAUUCGGGCAGGAGAACAGAUAACCAUGUCUAAGCCAAUAGUCAACGGUGUGAAUGGGGACCAUUAUCAAGAAUUCCACCAGCAUUAUGCAGAAGAAUGCAGCCAAGAUGACGUUGGGACAUUUCUGUUUACGUCAGAAUCGGUCGGGGAAGGACAUCCAGACAAAAUGUGUGACCAGAUAAGUGAUGCUAUCUUGGAUGCCCACUUGAAACAAGACCCAAAUGCAAAGGUUGCCUGUGAGACUGUGGUAAAGACAGGAAUGGUGUUAGUGUGUGGUGAAAUUACUUCCAAAGCUGUAGUAGACUAUCAGAAAGUAAUCCGCGACACGGUCAAACAAAUUGGCUACGAUGAUUCACGCAAAGGCUUUGACUACAAAACGUGCAAUGUCUUGAUGGCAAUUGAGCAGCAGAGUCCAGAAAUAGCUCAGGGAGUCCAUGUUGGUAGAAAAGAUGAGGAGAUUGGAGCUGGAGACCAGGGUCUGAUGUUUGGAUACGCUACUGAUGAGACGGAAGAGUGCAUGCCCCUGACAGUUGUACUUGCACACAAACUCAACGCUAAACUGUCACAACUUCGCCGAAACGGUGGCCUCCCAUGGGCCCGUCCAGAUACUAAAACCCAGGUAACUGUGGAAUACAAGUUUGAAAGGGGAGCCUGCAUUCCUAUACGUGUCCACACCAUUGUAAUCUCUGUCCAGCAUGAUGAGGAAAUAACGAUGGAAGAGGUGCGCGAAGACUUGAUGGAGAAGGUGGUGCGCACAGUUGUGCCAGACAGAUAUCUAGACUCUCGCACCAUCUAUCAUCUCCAACCUUCUGGCAGUUUCGUUAUUGGAGGACCUCAGGGAGAUGCUGGUCUGACAGGCAGGAAGAUUAUUGUGGACACUUAUGGAGGGUGGGGCGCCCAUGGGGGUGGAGCAUUCUCAGGAAAAGACUUCUCCAAAGUGGAUCGCUCUGCAGCCUAUGCUGCUAGAUGGGUAGCCAAAUCUCUAGUAAAGGCUGGACUCUGCAGACGAGUGAUGGUUCAAAUAUCGUACGCUAUUGGAAUCGCAGAGCCGUUGUCUAUCACUGUGUUCAGUUACGGAACCUCCAAGAAAUCUGAGAAAGAACUUCUGCAAAUUGUGAAGAACAAUUUUGACCUACGUCCAGGAAAAAUUGUGGCAGACUUAGACUUACGACGACCUUUCUACCAGCGUACAGCUUCAUAUGGACACUUCGGUCGCCCUGAAUUUUCCUGGGAAGUGGCCAAAGAAUUAAAACUUUAAUCGGACUCCAGUAUUAACUGAGUGGAUUAACUUGAUCCAAGACCAGAUACCUUAUGGAAUCAAUUUUAUGUUUAUCUUAAUGAACUUUGAAAUUUUUAUUAUAGAUCAUGAUGUGGAAAGAGUUUAUUAACUGUUUAAAGACGAUACUCGCUUUCCCAGUGGGCCACAGUAGAUGCAAGGGCAGUGCGACAUUGAUGGUAGGCUCCUCAGAUAGUUGAUUUGUCUGUGGACAGGGGGCCGUAACUGAAAAGUUAUUUCCCCUUACUGCUUAUCCGUCUUGCUCUGCUCUUUCUCGCUACUGCAAAUGUGCAUUUUCUGCAGGGUUUUUGUAUGCACAUUUGUCUUGUGUUUAUGGAAAUUUAUUGGAAAAGAGCACUAUUUAUAAACACUCGGGCUCGCUGACUUUGAGUAAGAUGAUAUAACUUUAUGUAAUGUGAUGUAAGGUACAUUCACCAUGCCCAAUAUCCAUCAGCAUUUGUUGUUUUAAGCUUGCGAGUUGUAUAUAAGUAUAUAUAUGUGAACGUUAUGUAUAUAUGAAUAUAUAUUUUUGUCAUAUUAGAGUAUGAAGGUAUGUAUAGUCAAGGUUUUGACACCUUGUAUUCAUUAUUACUGGCUAGCUUUAUGUCAUAGCUGAAAGCUUUCAUUUGGAUAAUUUCAGGUGUUCAUCUAUAGAUUUGUGGAAAUUUGACUUGGUAAAGUUACUGGAGAGUUCGUGUAUAAAAUGUCCUUGGACAAUUUUGCCAGUGCAGUCUCUUUUUGUAUUGUAUUUUAACGUUUUGAUCAUGGUCAUCAAAGCAACGUGGCUCAAUUUAUGAUGUACUCUAAAUGUGGAAUUUGUGAUUUUUUUUUUCUUUGUUUUAAACUUCACUUGGGCUGACUGGCUAUUCUGUCUGCUUAAUUUUUAAUUUUGUACAUGAAGGCUUAUGGAAAAACACCUGGGACUUGUUUAAUCCAUAUACCUUUGUUUUGGGUGCAUUACAUAAGAUGAAUAAAAGAAAAAAUCAUGAUCUGG
This is a messenger RNA of Liolophura sinensis, 2270 nucleotides long. RefSeq names its product S-adenosylmethionine synthase-like. The record is from RefSeq and is a predicted model, not a curated record. Bases 26 to 1258 code for a protein of 410 amino acids. The transcript is spliced from 8 exons. Gene Ontology annotation, molecular function: methionine adenosyltransferase activity; ATP binding. Gene Ontology annotation, biological process: S-adenosylmethionine biosynthetic process. NCBI's taxonomy places the organism in Eukaryota, Metazoa, Mollusca, Polyplacophora, Chitonida, Chitonidae.